GAUCAGCCGCCCUCCCGCCCCUGCCGCCACCGCUCGCCACAGCCGCCUGCUGCGCUGAAGGAUCGACAACCCACAGCCGUCGCAGCCGAUAUUCUCGCCACCUGUUCGACGGAAUGUUCCCAAGGGCCACCAAGCGGCGGGUGCCGGUCAACGGGCCGGGGGAAGCGUCGUCGUCCCGCGGGCACACGGGAGGAGAUGGAGGAGGAACCGACCUUGCCGCCGACCGCCUCAGCGCGUUCCCGGACGCGCUCCUGCACCACGUCAUGAUGUUCGUGAAGGCGUGGGACGCAGUGCGCACGUGCGUGCUCUCGCGGCGGUGGCGCGACCUCUGGGCCUCUGCGCCCUGCGUGGAUAUCCGCAUGGGGCGCCUGAGGACUACACCAAGUUCGUGUACCGGCUGCUGCUCGCCAGGGAGGCUUUCGCGCCCGUGGAUACGCUCCGGCUCCGCUUGCGAGGCAAAGAUGAUGAUGAUGAAUUUGACACAGAUGUCAGGAUGUGGAUUCGUCAUGCGAUCAGACGGAAGGUUCGGGUUAUUCAGCUAACUGGGCAUGCCAUUGUGUUUGCGCGGUUGGAUUCCAUGGAUUUCGUCUCUCGCCACCUCAAAAUCUUGAAGCUGUCCUAUGCCAAUGUGUUUGAUAGCUUCACCAUGAAGCUCUCAUCUCAAUGCCCUUCUUUGGAAGAACUAGAGCUCAAGGACUGCUUGGUAGAGGGACACGGGAUUAUACAUGUCUCUCUGAAGAGGUUGACCAUGGUCAAGUGUGCUUUCUUGAAGAACUUCUUGGUCGAUGCUCCAAACCUCGUAUUUGUGCGGUGCAUCGCACCAGAGAGGUGGGUUCCUCUGUUCAAGAACUUUGAGGCACUGGUCACAGGCAGUGUCAUGUUUGAUGACUCUUUAUUGAGUUAUGAAUUUGGGUACCAAGUGGAUGAUGAUGAAUUUGCUCAAACCAGUGAUGAUGAUGAUGAUGACAACAACAGUACAUAUGCCCGGAGCAUUGGUAAACCUAUUACUGCUUCUGAUGACAGUGAUGAGUUCAUCAGUGAUGAUUCUGACUUUUCAGAUGAUUUUUGUGAUGAGUAUUCUGAUGACGUCAAGGACAGUCAUGAUUAUGGAAGUGAUAUCAAUAGUGAUAGUGGCACCUAUGAGUACAGUGAGAUUGCAAAUGGUCAUGAAUAUAAGCAGUUUGAAAAUCUUAAUGAUGGCCAUGAUUGCACUAAGGGCAGUAACUAUCAUGGUUGCAAUGCAAUGUAUGCGACCAGUGAUUAUAAAAGUUUGGGUGGCCAAAAUGUUCUUCAUAGUCUUUCAAAUGCUCAAAAUCUGGAGCUGUUAGGUCAUUUGGGAGAGGUUGUUCUGAGGAGAGAAUCUAUAAGUUGUCCUACUUUUAGCAACCUGAAGACUUUGACCCUUGGUGAGUGGUGUAUCAGUACAGGUGCUGAUUUUGACAUACUAGUUCUGUUACUUCAAUAUUCACCUACUUUGGAGAAGCUUUAUCUUCAUCUUGAAAAGAACCCUGACAUCCAGAAGGCACUGGAAGGAGGUAUAAAGCCAAAGGGAGGAUUGUUUUCUUGUAAACACCUUAGUAUGGUGAGGAUCAGAUGCACCAAGGGCAAUCCAAGAGUCCAUAUGUUGGCUCAGUUGUUUAGAUACAAUGGUGUACUGCUUGAGAAGAUUUACGUCCGUCGGAGUGGGAGUUUCUGCGAGUACUACCUUAUGUCCAUAUCUUUGUGUUUGUGCAGUAUUGUUGUUUCAUUCUUUUGUUAUACAGCACUUCUUUGAAGAAGUUUCUUUAUUUUUUUUGUCAGUGUAAAUCUUUGCAUUCACUCAUUUUCUGUUUGUUUCCUUCCAGACCUUCGUAACUUGAAGCUGCAGAGGACCAUUGCCAUCGAUGAACUACAUGAAUCUAGAUCCCAUUAUUGAAAAAGGAAAUGCCUCGCGGACCUGUUUCAGCUCUUGCUGAUAAUUGCAGCAUCGUUUAUGCAAGUAACCUGUAAGCCUGUAUAGAAGCUAUGUGUACCUCCAAAGGUUCGGGUUUUCUGGUGGAGGCUGGUGAAUAGGUUCCUACCGGCGGCCAAGGAAAUUCUGCAUCAGCGGCAUAUUGAACCGAUUGCAAAUUGCGAAGUUUGUGGGGCUGAUGCGGAGUCGAUAAAGCAUGUACUCAUGGACUGCACAAUGGCCAGGUAUUUCUGGGAUCAGGCAAGGGUGCUCACAGGGGUUAAGGUGCCAAGACUGAACCCUCACGCAUGGGCACAUGAUCUAGUUGACCCACGCAUUUGCUCAGAAAAGGAGGCUGCUGUGAUUCUGUCUGGUAUGUGGUCACUGUGGAUGGCGAGGAACAAGCGGAAGCAUGCGGAGGCAAGCGUUCCAACAAACUUGGCAGUUCGGUGGGCAAAGGAUACUGCCUUUGAUCUAUGGCAAUUGCGCGCGGAGGAUCGCAUAGGAGCGACCGGGGAGGGACCAUGAAGGAACAAGUUGUGGCGGGGAGCCGAGAUGGUAUGAGCACUGCCUAUCUAUCUCCGUUGGCAGCAGAGGCAAUGGCGUGUCGUGAUGGUUUGCAGUACGCACGAAGCCGAGGAGUGGAGCGAAUCCAGUUAGAGACGUCCUUGUUAAUCUCUGGGAGAAGCGC
Molecule: messenger RNA, 2621 nt
Organism: Setaria italica (foxtail millet)
Lineage: Eukaryota; Viridiplantae; Streptophyta; Magnoliopsida; Poales; Poaceae
Exons: 4
Coding region: 494-1774 (426 amino acids)
Source: RefSeq, a predicted model, not a curated record